Molecule: messenger RNA, 1510 nt
Organism: Symbiodinium natans
Lineage: Eukaryota; Dinophyceae; Suessiales; Symbiodiniaceae
Source: the annotation of a GenBank genome assembly
AUGCCGAAGCGUGCGCGCCAGCCCGGACUUCAUGAAAGCGAACUACCUUCUUGUACCUUCAAGGAGUGGCAGACGGAGAUUUCCGAGAAGUGGUUUGCUUCCGACACAGCCUUCCAAAAGUUCGUGCUACAUCGGCCAGUACUCGACCCACAUGGAGACUGCGUCUCUCUCACCGUCCGUGCAAUCGCUAUCUUCAUGAGAUUUGGAAUUGCCUUCCAGAUCAAGAAGUGCACCCGAUGUGGAAAGGAAGCUUCCUUCGAAGAACGGACUUCGCGCGGGUGGACCACGUAUGGCUACACUUGCAAGCGUGUGGGCCACAAGCACAUGGAGCUCAAUCUCAACAAGUUCGGGUUCCUGACCAAAGUCCCUGUCAACUCAUGGAUGCCUUUCCUACAUUUCAUGAACCUUCUUCGGCUUGGUCGCAGCUACAAAGCGAUCAUUCAAGAGCUGCAGGCUGGGUACGGUAACAUCUGCGUGGCUACCUUGAGGCGAUGGAGGGCCAUUUAUCAAGAGGCUCUUGGAGGAGCUCUACAUGAGAUGGGGGCUUUGAAAGUUGGAGGGCGAAAUGAGGUCGUGGUGUUAGACGAGUGCAUCGUCGGGAUACAUCCAGAAGACGGCUGGGCAUUGGGGUCAAAAGGAAUCAACAAAGCAGGCGCGGAGCAAAACCGCAAAUCAGAACGAAAGGAUGUCAACAAGCUCGUCCACCAUGGUGCUAUGAAAAGACUUCCAGCUCGAACUCUCCUACCUGGUGAGAAAGCAGUGUCCUCCUCGUCUAUCCUCAUCAAGAAGAAGCCCGCUUCAGUCUCCAGGGUGCAGAAGAAACCUUCGUCUGUUCUCAAGAAACCUGCCAAGGCGCAUCCCGCCAAGAUUGCCAAGAAACCCUCUGCUAACUUGAAGAAGAACGGCAAGUGGCUUUGGGUUGCUGUCGUGGUCGGCAAGGGGAAGGCAGUCUUCACGCAUGGCAAGCUCCAUAUUGAUGCUCAUGAGAUGGAUGAGUACGUAUUCUACAUUAAUGUGGGGGACAAUAUGCUUGAUGUUUUUCGCGGUCUCGCCAUGUCGAAUGGUAAAUGGGACAUGGCUUGCAAGAGGAUACCCCGAAUCAAGCGCGCCUGGCUGAUCUUUGAAGACCAUCUUGCUGGCCAUCGGCGGGCCGGUGCAUCAGCCGCCUGGGCCUUGGCCACGGCGGGGUUGCUGAGCGGCGCAGACGUGUCAGCCCAUCCACUGGUGGAAGCUCUGGUGCAGGACGUGGCCACGAGCACCCAUGGCCUCUCCGCCCAGCAGUGCGUCCGUUGGCUUUGGGCCUUUGCCAUCCUCUCCACUCCCGCUCCUCCCAUCGCGCGGUUGGCACGGCGCGCGGCCAACGCCGGCGACGACAGCAUCGUCCCGGUAACCUGGGCCUUCGCGACGCUGCGCUUCGCCCACCGCCCCCUCUUUGCAGAGCUCCAGCACCUUGCACAGAACCGCAGGUUCGACCCGCCCGUGGAGUCAAUCUACCUGAUGAGUCCCGAAG